This is a messenger RNA of Linum trigynum, 4707 nucleotides long. The record is from the annotation of a GenBank genome assembly. Lineage: Eukaryota; Viridiplantae; Streptophyta; Magnoliopsida; Malpighiales; Linaceae.
CAUAUGGUUAGUAGCUCGAGUGGGUAUUGGGUUGGUUAAUACGUAAAAGGAUACGCCUAGCCACCAAUCAUAUACUUACACGUCUUCUCGUUUGAUACGUCUACUCGUGUGGGCGAUAGGCUUGCUUUGCCCAAGAACUAGGCAAUAAGUAGAAAGCAACCCUAGCUGUUCUAGAAAAAAAAAAAGUACAAUAGCAAAAAGCCUUCAUCAGCUUUCUUUUGUUGAAUUUCUUUUCAUGUUCCCAUUAGUUUUCUAAUUUGCAAAGUAAACUAUUUUCCAAAGUGAUUUGAGAUUGAUAUUAGAAAAGUAGGGGGAAAAUAAUUGAUAAUCUAUACAAAAACUCGUCAAUCGGUUUAUGAGAUAUUGAAUCGACAAACAUACCAAUUACAUGCUAGAUACAUCAUUCAGCAGUUUUAUCAUUAAAAAGAGUAAGUAAGCGUUAGAACAAAAUAUAACUCGAGCUGGUCCUAACUAAUGAAAAUCCCCUUCACAUGAAGAGUUCCAAAAUGACUUGAGCUGGGGUCGUCUAAUAGGAUUAAGAACUUAAAGACAACGCAAGCUAAUAAGGUUAACCAAAAUCAUUGACAAUAAAAGCUAAACAGCAACUAAUAAACUAUAUAAUUACGUAUACAACAUUCGCUUACGCAAGAAAGAUACAGAAAAGCCUUUCUCCCAACCCCCACUAAUUAACCCCCACCCAUCUUAAUCUAAUCACAGUAAUUACUCAUUCUAUCUCCCCCCCCAAUAAUGACAGUUUAACCAUAUCAUUUAUUACUGCACACCGCUGUCAUUAAUUAACAUCAAUCCAGUAAAAAAGAAUUUUAAAGAAACAACAAAAGAUUCCAUUAAAUACCAUAGUUCCAAUACCCCACUUACACUGAACACAAGGAGGGAAGGGAAAGGGCAUUCAUGGUAUAACAGUAUAACCACCACAUCAUUGACAUGUGCCACAUCUAUUCAUCACACAAACACUUGGGAAUUUAUUUAUUUCAGAUGGAUUGCAAAUUAUUCCAAAAAAAACCCAAAUUUAAUUACUUCUCUUCAUCAACUUGGGAUUUCUUUUUAAAUUUUAUAAAUAAAUAUAAAUCAUAUUAAUAAAAAAAAAUCUAGAGAGAGAAAACAGGAGAGAGAGGGGGUAGGUGUGAGAUUUUUGACCGAACCAACCCCUCAAACCUCCCACGCAAGCAGCAGCCAGGCAGCUACGCUUCCUUCCCCCUUUUUCCUCUUACCCUUCCUUUCCCAUCCACCAUAUAAAUACCCCUCCUCCCCCUUCCUUUUUCCCUCAGCUUGGCGUUCCCUUCCACAGAGAACAACAAGCUGAGCAAUCAAUAACACAGAAAAAGAAAAUUUUCUUACAGUUUCCGAUCUCUACCAUAGCAAUUAGCAUCUCUUCCGACUUUUUUCUUUCUUCUUCCAUUUUCCGAUUCCGGUAGCGAAACCAAUUGUCACAGAUAUGCAGGCUCUAUCACCACCUCCGUCGUCGUCGUCGCUCAUAGUAGGGACCAGCCGCCGCCGCCGUCCCCCCACCGGCCCACUCGUCGUCCACUGCAUCCACCGCUCCUACGACUCCGUCAACUUCCCCGCAGGCGUCGUCUCCAGCAGAUCUGACUGGCAGAGCUCCUGCGCUAUCCUCUCCAGCAAAGUCGUUGGUCAGGAGCAGCCUCCUGAAAGUAGAUCUGGAGGAGAUAAUGGACCUGCUGAUUCCAUUGCCUCCGUCAACGGUCACAAGACUAUUGACCUGGAUUUGGUCCCAAUCGACAAGGCUGCGGCCGACGGUACGGCGGCCGUCGGCGGCGGAGGCAGCAACAACGGCAACAGGCCGUUGCCGAUGCAGAAGCCGCUGACUAUCACCGACCUGGCUCCAGCUCCGAUGCACGGCUCGCAGCUUCGAGUCGCGUAUCAGGGAGUCCCCGGCGCGUACUCCGAGGCGGCGGCAGGUAAGGCUUAUCCUAAAUGUGAGGCGAUUCCGUGCGACCAAUUCGAGGUCGCUUUCCAGGCGGUGGAGCUCUGGAUCGCGGAUCGAGCGGUUCUGCCCGUGGAGAACUCGCUGGGCGGAUCGAUUCACAGGAACUACGACUUGCUCCUCCGCCACCGCCUUCAUAUUGUUGGGGAGGUCCAGCUGCCGGUCCACCACUGCCUGAUGGCGCUGCCGGGGGUGCGGAAGGAGUACAUCACGCGCGUGAUUUCGCACCCGCAGGCGCUGGCCCAAUGCGAGCACACGCUCACCAAGCUGGGGCUGCAGGCGGCGCGUGAGGCGGUUGACGACACGGCGGGGGCGGCGGAGUACAUCGCGGCGAACAAUCUAAGGGACACGGCGGCGAUAGCGAGCGCACGCGCGGCGGAGCUGUACGGGAUGCAGAUCCUGGCGGACGGGAUCCAGGACGACUGCGGGAACGUGACGCGGUUCGUGAUGCUGGCGCGUGAGCCGAUCAUCCCGAGGACUGACCGGCCGUUCAAGACGAGCAUCGUCUUCGCCCACGACAAAGGGACGAGCGUGCUGUUCAAGGUGCUGUCGGCGUUCGCUUUCCGGAACAUCAACCUGACGAAGAUCGAGUCGCGGCCGCACCGGAACCGGCCGAUCCGGCUGGUGGACGACGCCAACGUCGGGACGGCGAAGCACUUCGAGUACCUGUUCUACGUGGAUUUCGAGGCGUCGAUGGCGGAGGUGAGGGCGCAGAACGCGCUGGCGGAGGUGCAGGAGUUCGCGUCCUUCUUGCGGGUGUUGGGUAGCUAUCCGAUGGACAUGACCCCAUGGUCCCCUUCCGGUGGAGAUUAAUUAGCCGCUUAAACAAAGAACCAAAAACCCCGCCAAAAAAAAUAGACAACAAAGAAUUUGCUGAAAAGUCCCUGGAUUAAGUGUUAUUUAUUUGCACAUAAAGGGAAAUUCAAUUUAAUUUGGAAAUUUCCCUUAUUUCUCUAUUUCUUUUUCUUUUUUCUACUUUUUAGUGAUGAUGGGUGGAGUUUUGGAUCCAUCAAAUGGGUUUAAAAUUCGGGGGAUGGGGAUGGGAAGAAGGAAAAUGUUGAGGGAUGUUGAUGUGAUAAUGAUUUGCUUGCUUGGUUGUUGAAGUUGUUGAGGGUAAAUAUCUUUUUAAUCACUAUUUUAACUUACGAUUACAAUUAACCGCAUGAUGAUUGGUUUGCAGUUUAUGUGUAAGUAAAGAGAAGAGUGUAAAAGAGAGUGUUUGUUGGUUGGUUGUGGACGGGAAGGUAGCCGGGAAAGCAGAGGGAAGACGUUAAAAUUGACCCAAUCAAUCUUCACUCUGGCUUUACUUUUUGUUUAUUGUGAAGGUGUUAGGUGAAGGAGGUGUAUCUAAAUUUUCUUGGAUUUGGUCUAUACAAAUAUUUAAUAAUAGCUCGUCGACACUGGAAUUAGGAAUUGAUGCUUCUACUUCACUACUUAAGGUAAAAUGAAAUGAAAAUGGAAAUGUCUAUAAUGUACCCCAAAAAUGUGUUGUUUUCAAGGAGAACACGUAGAACAAACUAAUGUCACAAGAAGAAAGACAGAAAUAGAGCUUGUUUGGUGUUUUCACUCAUUUGCCAAAGUACUCAUGUGCAAAAGCAAUAAUUCGGUGAAUAGAAGAACCAAUGUACUUUUUUAGUUGAUAAUUUUUUUUUAAUAAAGCUCACAUAGAUUAGCUUUUAAUACUAGGUGUUGGAUUCAAAUCCGGUACCUCAAAAUUGAAUACUAGUUAUAGAAUCAUUAGAUCAAAUCCUUAUUCGAUGUUUGGUUUUUGACUUAGAAGUUGUUGUCAAUACUGAUUUGAUCAGUUGGUUGCGGAGUACUAGUUUGAAUUUGGAAAUUCUUAUUUCAAUGCUCGUGACACUCUUAUAGUUGAGAUACUCAUAAGACAAAUAUAUAUAUAUUAGAGUGUUGGGAUAAAUAUCGUAACAUUUUAGGUGAAUCCCACAUCGACACUACGGGAGAGAUCCAUGGUUCAUAAGUUGAUUUUAACUGACAAGAUACGUUUUGAGGUGAAAUGAAGGAGUUCUUUUAAGAAUUCUGAAGUUAAACAUAGUCAUUAUGUAGCACUGCAAGAAUGGAUGAUCUCAUGAGAAAUCACCUUGAUAUGCAUUUCAAGGUAAAAUCCAUGAGGGUUUGCCCAAAGUAGACAAUAUCUUGUAGAGGGAAAAUGUUCAUGAUGUUAAAAAAAUGAAAACAAAGGGCUGGAUUCAUGCGUAUAUAUACGUGGUAAUUAUUUUCACACAAAAUAAUAAAACGUAUAUAUGCUAAUUGGAAUGAGAUAUUUGUUUUCUUGUUUCCCCUGUUUUUUACUGAGGUUUUGUUUUCUUGUUAUCCCCUGAUUUGUUUGAGGCGUGCCGUGGUGGUGGUUAGGUGGGGAAAGAGCGGUAGGAGAGGGAGAUUCCAUUGGGACAUUCCUGAUCUCUUUCUUCCUCCAAACGAGGAAGAAUCCUCCGAGUUUGAGUGCCGGUUGGGUGAAGUUGAGUUUUAGGCGAGUUUACUCCAUACAAAGCACAUUUCGAGUGCCACUUUCACCUUGAAAACAUUUUCUUAAUAAAGAGGUCGUAAUUCGAGAGAUUUUAUCAACUGCGACGUUGUUGGAAGAAGUUCAAGAGAAUGAAAUCAUGGGACACAUUUGAGAGUAUCGAUAUCUUGUCAUUUGUUCUAUUUUCUCAAAUUUAUCAUGAAUUUUGUAUGUACUUUAAUCUCUAGUUUGAUAGAGAUUUAAAGAAAGCCUUAACCUUCCA